This is a messenger RNA of Trichomonas vaginalis G3, 474 nucleotides long. RefSeq names its product Prim-pol domain family. The annotation marks the transcript as partial. Lineage: Eukaryota; Parabasalia; Trichomonadida; Trichomonadidae. The transcript has a single exon. The record is from RefSeq and is a predicted model, not a curated record.
AUGACAGCAACAAACAACAACAACAACUAUAUCGUUUCUGAUGAAAAAGUUAUUGAUUCAUUAGCUGAGGAAUUAGUUGUGGCAGAAACUAAAACCCUCAACGAAAGAAUUGGUGAAAACAGGAUUGAUUUACAUAACUACCUCAAACAUGAUGGAGGAAGAGGAAGGAAAACUGGUAUGGCUUUAUUAGUAAAUAAAAUUUCAAAUUUAACGAUUAUAGAUGUUGAUAUCAAUAAAUCAUACAAUGAUGAACUUAAAGAAACAGUUAGAAAAGACAUUUUAUCAAAACUUUCGGAUAAAGAUGUUAUCGUUAAAACCGCUUCAGGAGGUCUUCACAUUUAUUGCAACACUAAUUUCUUCUAUUCAACCUCGAACAGAAUGAUUAAAUGUUAUUCUUGCAAUGAUUAUGAUAUUGACAUAAUGACUUCAAUGGAUGAUUCAAAGCGUUCUUUAGUGGUUAUGGCUGAUUCAAGA